GGAACUGCCUCUCGCGCUCCCUUCGCCGCCGCCGCGGAUUAGGCUCGCCGCCGCCGGGAGAUGCCGACGUGCUGAGGGGCGCCUCGUCUUCCCCUUUCGCUGUCACCCCGGCCGGAGAGGCGGGCGGCGAGGAGGCUGCGCGAGAUGGAGGCGCUGCCCGCGGCCGGGGGGAAGCUCCUCCGGCAAGCGUGACCUUUUCUGCGCUCCGGUAAAAAGCGCGUCGUUGGUGGUUGGUUGGUUUGUUUUUGGAGAGGGCUUUCGAGCUCUUGCCCUCCCCGGAGCCGCAGCAGCGGGGCGAGCCGUCUCCUCGCAGUGGGAUGUUCUCAUCGUUGCGUUCAUGCUGGCGUCUCUGGCUUGGAUACAUAACUGGAACAAUAGCUGUCCUUACUACAGUAUACUAACUAAGGACUCGAUAAAGAAUGAGGAGAUUUAUCUACUGCAAAGUGGUACUUGCCACGUCACUGAUGUGGGUUCUUGUGGAUGUCUUUCUGCUCUUGUACUUCAGUGAAUGUAACAAAUGUGAUGACAAGAAAGAGAGAUCUCUGCUGCCUGCUCUAAGAGCUGUAAUGUCAAGAAGCCAAGAAGGACCUGGAGAGAUGGGGAAAGCAGUCCUUAUUCCCAAAGAUGACCAGGAGAAAAUGAAAGAGAUGUUUAAAAUCAAUCAGUUUAAUCUCAUGGCCAGUGACUUGAUUGCAUUAAACAGAAGUUUGCCUGAUGUAAGGCUGGAGGGAUGCAAGACAAAAGUCUACCCUGACGAAUUACCAAACACAAGUGUGGUUAUAGUAUUUCAUAAUGAAGCCUGGAGCACUUUACUUCGAACUAUUUACAGUGUUAUAAAUCGGUCACCACACUAUCUGCUUUCUGAAAUCAUCUUAGUAGAUGACGCCAGUGAAAGAGAUUUUCUGAAGGCCCCAUUAGAGAAUUAUGUGAAAAAUCUGCAAGUGCCAGUAAAAAUUAUUAGGAUGGAACAGCGGUCAGGCCUGAUUCGAGCUCGGCUUAGAGGAGCGGCAGCUUCUAAGGGGCAGGUCAUAACUUUCCUGGACGCGCACUGUGAAUGCACUUUAGGCUGGCUGGAGCCACUAUUGGCAAGAAUAAAGGAAGACAGGAAGAUUGUCGUUUGCCCAAUCAUUGAUGUGAUCAGUGAUGACACUUUUGAGUAUAUGGCUGGGUCAGACAUGACCUAUGGAGGAUUUAACUGGAAACUUAACUUUCGUUGGUAUCCUGUUCCCCAGAGAGAAAUGGACAGAAGGAAAGGAGAUAGAACACUGCCUGUAAGGACCCCUACUAUGGCUGGUGGCCUAUUUUCUAUUGACAGAAACUACUUUGAAGAGAUAGGAACUUACGAUGCAGGAAUGGAUAUCUGGGGUGGAGAGAAUCUUGAAAUGUCUUUUAGGAUCUGGCAAUGUGGAGGCUCAUUGGAGAUUGUAACAUGCUCACACGUAGGCCAUGUCUUUCGGAAAGCUACACCUUAUACUUUUCCGGGUGGUACUGGUCAUGUCAUUAACAAGAACAAUAGACGGCUGGCGGAGGUGUGGAUGGAUGAAUUUAAAGAUUUCUUCUAUAUCAUAUCUCCUGGGGUCGUUAAAGUAGAUUAUGGAGACAUAUCGGCCAGAAAGGUAUUGAGAGAGAAUCUGAAAUGUAAUCCAUUUUCGUGGUACCUAGAACACGUCUAUCCAGAUUCCCAGAUUCCAAGGAGAUAUUACUCCCUUGGAGAGAUCAGAAACGUUGAGACCAAUCAGUGCUUGGAUAACAUGGGGCGCAAAGAAAAUGAAAAGGUUGGGAUAUUCAACUGUCAUGGCAUGGGAGGAAACCAGGUAUUUUCAUACACCGCUGACAUGGAGAUUCGCACAGAUGAUUUAUGCUUGGAUGUCUCCAGGCUCAAUGGCCCUGUGAUUAUGUUAAAGUGCCACCACAUGAGAGGAAAUCAACUUUGGGAAUUUGAUGCCGAGAGACUUACCUUGAGGCAUGUGAACAGUAACCAGUGUCUUGAUGAACCGUCUGAAGAAGACAAAAUGGUUCCUACCAUGAAAGACUGCAACGAAAGCCGAUCUCAGCAAUGGCUGCUACGCAACAUGACCUUGGGUGCCUAAAACCAAGAGAGACUUGCUGUUUCCUCAGGCCUUGUAAGGUUCUAGACUUUUGUACUUCACACAUUUGUAUCAAACAGAAAGGAUGCAUUCCUCUUCCCUAGCUGCUUCCUAGUGAGAGGUUUUGAAUGCUUGGUUAAAAGCCCACCUGUCAGGG
Heteronotia binoei (common prickly gecko) is the source of this 2244-nucleotide messenger RNA. It is a transcript of the gene GALNT13, whose product is annotated as polypeptide N-acetylgalactosaminyltransferase 13. NCBI's taxonomy places the organism in Eukaryota, Metazoa, Chordata, Lepidosauria, Squamata, Gekkonidae. The transcript has 12 exons. Gene Ontology annotation, cellular component: Golgi apparatus. The record is from RefSeq and is a predicted model, not a curated record. Bases 420 to 2090 code for a protein of 556 amino acids.